Molecule: messenger RNA, 1492 nt
Organism: Thunnus maccoyii (southern bluefin tuna)
Lineage: Eukaryota; Metazoa; Chordata; Actinopteri; Scombriformes; Scombridae
Gene: marc1
Product: mitochondrial amidoxime reducing component 1
Exons: 7
Coding region: 136-1125 (329 amino acids)
Biological process (GO): nitrate metabolic process
Cellular component (GO): mitochondrial inner membrane
Molecular function (GO): molybdenum ion binding; pyridoxal phosphate binding; nitrate reductase activity
Source: RefSeq, a predicted model, not a curated record
CCCUGGUCUACAGGCCGUAACUGGACCAUACUCAAUUGGGAUGGACAUCAAGCAAGCAGCAGUGAGCGUAACGCAUGGAAGUUCCUGUCUCUUUAACAAAAGUCCAAUGUCCAAGAAAGUCUGCGAGGCUGCAAAAUGGACCUGAGGGAGCUGGCUGUGAACACGUUGGCCCAGAAUAAGAAAGCCGCUCUUCUGAUCGGCGGAGCUGGCGUUGCUGUUCUGGGACUCGGUCUUGGAUAUAAAUACUUGCGAAAGCCAGAAAAAGUUGUUCGUGUAGGCGUAGUGUCGCAGAUCCUCAUUCACCCUCUGAAGUCUGGCAAAGCGGUGUCUGUGGCUCUCGCAGAAUGCCAGAAAAUCGGUUUGAAGUUUGGAGAGCUGCAGGAUCGACACUGGCUGGUGGUCACAGACGACGGUCACAUGGUGACAGGCAGACAGGAGCCUCGUCUGGUGUUGGUGUCUCUGACCUGCGAGGGAGUUCAAGUUUGUCUGAACGGCCCCAACAUGGAAGAGCUGCGGUUUCCUGUCAAACAGCCCGACAACCCCGUCAUCGACUGCAGAGUGUUUGGCGCUGACAUUCAGGGCCGGGACUGCGGUGACGAGGCGUCUCGCUGGCUCACUCGUUAUCUGGGGGCAGAGAAGACGUUUCGCUUGGUGCACUUUGAGCACCAGAUGAAGCCCAGGAGGCCGACGGAGAUCGAGCCUCUUUUCCCACAAUAUGAGCAGGUGGCCUACCCAGAUGUCGGACCUGUGAUGCUGCUGUCCGAGGCUUCUGUCAAGAAUCUCAGCAGCAAGUUAGAGAAAGAUGUUACAGUGGAGCGUUUCCGCCCAAACAUUGUCAUAAGUGACUGUGAAGCUUUUGAUGAGGAUUCAUGGGAAGAGCUCCAGAUUGGCAGCGUGAGACUGCAGCGUGUAAUGUCGUGUGGAAGAUGCAUUUUCACCACAGUUGACCCUGAAACUGGCAUAAUCAACAGAAAAGAGCCUCUGGAAACACUGAAAAGCUAUCGGCUCUGCAAACCGUCUGAGAAGCACAUCUACAAGUCGUCUCCGUUGUUUGGGCAGCUGCACACCGUGAAGAAGACGGGGAUCCUGCAGGUCGGUGAUGUGGUGUACAAGAUCAGCCGUUGAUAGAAGGAGUCAGAGAGAGACGGAGAAACAUGAACUCAUGUUUUUGAAAGAGGAAGAGGGCUUUGUUAUUAGCACUAUUGUUGUAUAAUCACUACACCAUACUAAAGAAAGCACUUAAAUAUAUGUAGUAUACAUAAAUAAUGACGAAUCUAACACUAAAAUAGUAAAAAGCACAAAUAUACGUAACAAGAAAAGAUGUUUUUGAAACAGGGCUGUGAUUCAGAGAGACCAAUCCACUGAGAUAACAUUCAGUUAAACAUAUGACAGUAACUUUCAUAUAAUGGAUUGUAUGAAUAUAUUCCACUGGGCUGCUCAGAUGUUGUUAACACCAAUGGUGCCUGAAUUAAACAUAUUUCUAACAACUGCA